This is a messenger RNA of Cyclopterus lumpus (lumpfish), 2747 nucleotides long. RefSeq names its product UDP-GlcNAc:betaGal beta-1,3-N-acetylglucosaminyltransferase 5a (gene b3gnt5a). The record is from RefSeq and is a predicted model, not a curated record. The transcript has 4 exons. Bases 986 to 2185 code for a protein of 399 amino acids. NCBI's taxonomy places the organism in Eukaryota, Metazoa, Chordata, Actinopteri, Perciformes, Cyclopteridae. Gene Ontology annotation, cellular component: membrane. Gene Ontology annotation, biological process: brain development.
ACGGGAAGUGGAGGUAAAGAGGGCUCCCCCUGCUGCCUGGUGGUUCCUCCCCCUUUACGAGACGCACACACACUGUCUCUCACACACCAGCGCUCACACUGGGACCUUCAGGGCAAUCAGAGCAGGCGUUUGAGGCUCCCCUCAGCUGAGCUGCUGGUGGCUGUACUGCAUCGGACAGGGGAAGAAGUGAGAGGAAAAAGAGGAGGAGUAGAGGGAAAAUCAGAAAGAGGAGAUGUUGAGGGAACGAGAGCAGCGGACGGAAAGAGUGAGGUAGAGAAAGUGAGUGUCACAGACAGAUACCAGAGGAGAAGAGUUCAUCUGUCACACACAAAGCGGACUCUAAAACAGCCCGGCUGCCAAACCCGACUCCGAGUCUACAGCAGUGCUCCGGUGAGACCGAGGGGUUGAACAGGCUGAGCCGGCUGGGUGGGCGUGGCCAAGGGUCGUCAGGAGAGUGGAAACACCUGAGGUGCCGUGUGUUCCAAUGAUGCGCUGAUGUGACAGUGGCCAAGAGGCGGAGGGAAAAGCAAGUGGAGGAGAGCGGUGAAAUAACCAGGAGUUCUUAGGAGAGAAGUACGUAGGAGCGUCUUGAAUUGUUCAAGCUGAAUGAGGGACACCCAGCUUUACCUGGAGCUUCCUGGGGCCUGAUCACUAUGAGGGAGCGGAGCUUUAGAAGAUCAGCAACAGAACAAGUACGACUGCUGAUGAGCCUGACGAAGGCCUACUGGACUUGACAUCAUCAAAAGGAAGAGAAGCCAGUCGAUAGGACCGGAGGAGGACAAUAGGACACAUAUGAGGCGAGACAAUAUAAUAUAUAAUAAGGAAGAAGGUUAGAGAGAGGAGAAGGUUAGAAGUGAAGUCAAGCUUGGGAGUGACAGGAGGCAGAGAUGAAAUAGCUUACAUACUCAGAAAAAGAAGAGACAGGCAAGACGGAAGAUACGUGCUGUCAGUGUUGGGAGAUCGGCAGAAAUAAGCAGUAGUCGCCAUGUUCAUAAACUUCCGUCGUAUCCGCAAGUGCCAGUGCAUGCAGCUGCUGACCACAGGUCUGUUGCUGUGUGUGGUGAUGGUCUGCUGGGAGGAGCUGGACCACCAUGUGGUCAGCCACAUGAGAUCCUACACGUACCGCUACCUGGUCGACAACUACGACUUUCUCAAUUCCUCCUACGCCCUCAGCUCCAGCCGUCGCAACAGGAAGGAGGGUUAUUAUGAUGCGGACGGUGGGUUAGGGAACUAUCCAUACCUCAUGAACCAUCCGGGCAAAUGUGGAGGUGGCGGCAGAGACGGGCAAAGCCGGGAUGAUGUCCUUCUGCUGCUUUUUGUGAAAUCCUCGCCGGAGAACUUUGAGCGCCGCCAGGCCAUCAGGGAAACGUGGGGCAACGAGAGCUUUGUUUGGUCAGAACUAGGGGCAAGCGUGAGGCUGGUGUUUGCCCUCGGUGUGCACCCGAACGUCGGGUGGAGAUCCAGGGUGCAAAGCGCGCUGCUGCAGGAGGACCAGGCCUACGGCGACCUGAUCCAGCAGAACUUUUUGGACACCUUCCACAACCUGACUUCCAAAUUGAUCCUGCAGUUCCACUGGGGCCACAAGUACUGCCGUCAGGCACGCUUCCUCAUGUCUGCGGAUGAUGACAUCUUCGUCCACAUGCCAAAUUUGGUGGAGUACCUGCGGCAGCUCCUGAGUAGCCAAUCAGUGGCCAAAGACCUGUGGGUGGGACAUGUACACAGAGGAGCCCCUCCAGUUCGCCGUAAAGAGAGCAAAUACCACGUUCCCCAUGAUCUGUACCCCUGGCCCGCUUACCCAGACUACACUGCUGGAGCGGGGUACGUGGUCUCAGGGGAUGUGGCCGCCAAGAUCUACCAAGCAACUCUGUUGCUGAACUCCUCCAUGUACAUCGACGACGUCUUCAUGGGGAUGUGUGCCAAGGCCAUGGGGGUCUCUCCCCAGGAACAUGUGUACUUUUCAGGGGAGGGCAAGACUCCGUACCACCCUUGCAUCUAUAAUCACAUGAUCACAUCGCACGGCCACGCCACGGAUGUGCGCUCACUCUGGCAGGCAGCAACAGACCCUACAGUCUCCGGCAACUCCGGAGGAUUUAUAAAUAAUAUUUACUGCACGGCAGUGAGAGUGGCGCUGCUGUGUCUGCCAUAUUACCAGAACACCUACUCCUGUAUGGCCGCUUUCACUUGAAUGGUCUUCAGGUGACGUACUGCUGGAUGCUGAAUGUACCACGGUAACAAAUGAUGGUACCUGAAACAAACGGCCUGCCAUGUUUUUCCUCUUUCACUGUUUGCUGGCUAUUUUAGGUAUUUGCUCUCUUGUAAAUAAAGACAAACGCUGUUCUGUUGAGCAAACCAAUGCACUCUGUUGUUCUUCAGCCAUCAACCGGAUUUUCACUUUGUUUAAGCUAGAGAGAAAAGAUUGGUUGAACCUGUUCCGCUUCUGUUUACAUGAAGGCUUUUUGUCUCUGUGUGCACACACUCAGAGCUCCACACUGUUACUCACUUGGCAAAUUCUGAAAGGCUUUAGCCCUGUCUGGAGAGUCUGAAAUAACAUCUAAACUAGCUGUUAAAUAUGAUGACGUCUGGUGUCACAUGCAUGUCCCAGUGUCUAAAUCUGAAUGCAUUUCUGAAGGUUUGAAGAGAUUUAUAAUCCAAAAAGGUUCAGUAAACAUUUUAUUUUGUGGAUGUCAUUAAAGCUGUAACAAUUAGCAGAUUAAUCAUUUACUUAAUUAAAAGAGAAUUGCAACCAU